Frieseomelitta varia is the source of this 1271-nucleotide messenger RNA. Its product is annotated as methyltransferase-like protein 22. Gene Ontology annotation, biological process: protein methylation. Lineage: Eukaryota; Metazoa; Arthropoda; Insecta; Hymenoptera; Apidae. Bases 273 to 1115 code for a protein of 280 amino acids. The record is from RefSeq and is a predicted model, not a curated record. Gene Ontology annotation, molecular function: protein methyltransferase activity. The transcript has 6 exons. Gene Ontology annotation, cellular component: nucleus.
GGCAUAUUACAUAAGCGCAAUUAUAAUUAUAACUUGUCUAUGACAAUGUCUUACUUUAAUCAUGUAUUUGUUGUGAAAUAUUGUACUAAUAUAGUGUUUGUUAUAAAAAAUAUAAUUACAAUAUUUCAAACAAACAGGUAUGACUAAAAAAUUAUUUGUAUAUAUUAUGUAUUAACGUUCUUUUGAUUAAAAAAUUCAAUGAUAGACCUGCAGUACUAUAAACUGCACAAUUAAAAUCAUUUUUACACAUUAAUAGCCUUUUAUUAACAAACAUGACAUUGUAUACAGUAACAUCAGAAAUAUUUACAGAAAGUGAGAAUUCUUAUAUAAAAUGUAAAAAUGACACUGCAAUAUCCAAGUUUAUUUUUAAGUAUCCAUCUUAUAUGAUUAAAUCAAAAUGUCUUAAUGAUCUGAUUUAUGAUAAUGACGACGAUAUAGAUAUAGAUAGGCAACAAGAAGGAAAAUUAUUAAUAGAACACCAUAUAUCUACAGAGUUACAACACGUUGGAUUGCAAGUGUGGCGAGGUGCAUUAUUGCUGGCUGAUUAUAUUUUAUCCAAUCCUAAUUUAUUCAAAAAUAAAGUAAUUCUAGAAUUAGGUGCUGGAGUUGGCUUAACUAGCAUAGUUGCUAGUUUUUCAGCAGAAGAAGUAAUUUGUACAGACAUUGAUGUAAAAGGAAUAUUAAAAUUAAUAGAUAGAAAUUUUAUACGAAACAAAGCUUACAUUAAGUCUAAAAUUUAUGUUAAAGAAUUAAAUUUUCUAAAUUUAAAAUGGUCUACAUUUUAUAAAAAAAGAAUAAAUGAAGCAACUAUUAUUUUAGCCGCUGAUGUAAUCUAUGACGAAACUAUAACAAAAGGAUUUGUUCAAACAUUAGCAGAACUUUUAAAUUCAGAUGUACAGAAAGUUGUCUAUAUUGCUUUGGAGAAAAGAUAUGUUUUUACUACAGCCAAAAUGGAAACUAUUGCUCCAAUGUAUGAAGAAUUUUUGAAUCUUAUUGAAGCAAAGCACCUUAACUGGCAUAUUGAAUAUAUUAAAAUAGACUUUCCACAAUAUUUUAAAUAUAAUAGAGUAAAGCAGAUGGUUCUGAUAAAAAUAGAAAACAAGUUAAGUAAAUAAUGUAAUUUAACAUAUAACAUCUAGUAUAUAUUAAUAUAUAGUAAUAUAUUAAUAAGAGAAAUUUCAAACAAUAUUAAAUUAACAAAUUGUUCAUAUAUAUUAUAAUAGUACAAAUUAAAUUUAAAACAAUUUGAUGAAAAUAAACACAAAUAAAAG